Drosophila melanogaster (fruit fly) is the source of this 2729-nucleotide messenger RNA. RefSeq names its product Na[+]/H[+] hydrogen antiporter 1 (gene Nha1). The record is from RefSeq and is marked reviewed. Bases 469 to 2616 code for a protein of 715 amino acids. The transcript is spliced from 7 exons. Gene Ontology annotation, biological process: transmembrane transport; monoatomic cation transport; proton transmembrane transport. NCBI's taxonomy places the organism in Eukaryota, Metazoa, Arthropoda, Insecta, Diptera, Drosophilidae. Gene Ontology annotation, cellular component: plasma membrane; membrane. Gene Ontology annotation, molecular function: antiporter activity.
UUAGUCGUGCUUUUGGCCAGGUUGCGGUUCGACUUCGCCACAGUUUUCCGCCUCCGUGGUCCGCGUUUUGUGAAUAUGAAAGUAAAAGUCAACGCAGAACGACUAACUGAGUUCUAAUUAGUCGAGUGCUGGCGCCAUUCCGAGAAAAGUGAAGAAGAUUAAAACACGAAGACAACGAAAAGUGACAAAGUGCUUUCAGAUUUGAAACAUCAACGAAAGUUGCCUAAUUUCCUCCUGGCCGCCGUGUGAAUACAAACGCCUUGCCAUUUCGCCCAGUGUAGCCACCAGAUGCCUGUAUGUGUAUGUGUGUGUGUGUGCCCUUAUGAGUGUGUGUGUCCACCUGGAGUUGGCGGUUUGCCACCGAGUGGUAAUGAAUUUAUUUCAUUGCUAAACGUCGAACGAGAUAGUUGUAAAAACUCGCGAAUCGCUUCGAAAUAAUUGAAUACAUUUGAUUCGCGACGCCGUCAAAUGUUUAGUAGCCAUAAGAAGAUGACGGCCACGGGAGAGCCAGAAGCGCGCGAGGAUCCGUCCGUCGGCGGAGCACCAGCGACCAUAACCACACCGACGACCAUCAUCGCUCCGACUCCGAUCCCAGUGCCCAGCGAUGUGCCCAUGCCCAAUUCGAAUGGCAGUGGCAAUGGGGCUGGCAACCACAGGAGCACCAUCGUCAUCGAGAGCCAACCCAAGCGACGGGUUAGCAUUAUUUCCGAUCCUCCCAUGAUCGGUGGGAAUGGUGGUCUCGGCACCGGAUACGAUAAUCCCGCCUAUGAGCAAAAUCCGAGGCGUAAAAUUUCACAGACUUCCACACAUUCGCACACGGACAUUGGACCGGCGCGAAGGAAGAGCAUCCUGAAGGAUACCGCUCCCCAUGACAACGAAAGUGAUCGGGUCUCGACUCACAGCUAUGAAAACUAUCGACAGAAUGCGCUGGACGUGCUCAAUGCGAAGUACAAUGGCCACCAGAUGGGUCACAACGGAGGCGGCAGCAGCAAUGGCGGUGCUAACUACGUCGAGGAGUCUUGGAUGUACAACUUCUGCCUCAAGUGCCGCGGCGAGGAGCCAUCCGCGUCCUGGGAGCCGCCCUUCUGGCAGAAGAUAUUCCCCUACCCGCUCUGUCCCACAUUUAGGACGGUAUCGCGCCUAAUUUCCAUUAUUCUGAUUGGUGUCCUUAUCUGGGUCACCGCCUUUGUGAUCAUCGGCGAUUCGGCAGCCCCUGGUGGGCAGCUCUUUGGCCUGGUCGUUCUCACUGUGGCCGCCAAUUUCGGUGGCUACCUAAUAUCGCUGACCACCUUGCCACGUCUCAUUGGCAUGCUCCUGGUGGGCAUACUCUUCCAGAAUGUAGGCUGGGCCGACAUUGAUGGUGACUUCUCCAAGGUGACGGCUCACCUGCGCAAAUUCGCGCUUACCAUAAUCCUGACUCGAGCUGGACUCGAAAUGGAGCCGGAGGCCUUUAAGAAGGUGUACAAGACGAUCCUAAAGCUGGGCAUCAUACCGUGGUGCGUGGAGGCGGUGGUGAUGGCCGUGAUGUCGCAUUUCCUGUUGGACCUGCCCUGGAUCUGGGCCUUCCUGCUGGGUUCCAUCAUUGCUGCUGUGUCUCCAGCUGUGGUGGUGCCCUGCCUGUUCCGGCUGCGGACAAAGGGCUAUGGCGUGGCCAAGGGUAUUCCCACACUGGUGGUGGCCGUGGCCGGAGUGGACGAUGCCCUGUCGGUGGCCAUUUUUGGCAUCAUCAGCACUGUGAUGUUCUCCGACAAGGGUCUGGCCUAUCAGAUCGCCCAGGCACCGGUUUGCAUCUUGGGCGGUUUGGGCUUUGGCGUCGUUUGGGGCUCGCUGGCCCGCAUCUUCCCGGAGAAGGGGGACGCGUAUGUGGUGCCAUUGCGGACGCUGCUGCUCUUCACCGGCGGACUGAUGGCCAUUUAUGGCAGCGAAGAGCUGGGAUUCGAGGGAGCCGGUCCCCUGGCUGUCGUCUUCUCGGCCUUCGUUUCGAAUCUGUUCUGGUGCAAGGAUGGCUGGGACGUGGAGGACAACCCGGUGUCCACCGCCUUCGAGAUUUUCUGGAUGAUCUUCGAGCCAAUUCUGUUCGGUCUGACCGGUGCCACCAUUAAGAUUCGCGAGCUGGACUCACACACGGUGUCUAUCGGAGCGGCAUGCAUUUUUACGGGCGCCAUUUUGCGUAUACUUACCACGGCGGGUAUUGCGUUCGGAGAUCGCCUCAACACCAAGGAGAAGUUCUUUGUGGGACUGUCGUGGAUGGCCAAGGCAACGGUGCAGGCGGCCCUCGGUCCGGUGGCCCUAAAGCAUCUCGGAGACGACGCCACCGAGGAGGAACGCAACUGGGCGAACAUUGUGCAGACGAUCUGCGUGUUCAGCAUCGUUCUGACCGCUCCGCUGGGAGCGAUAAUGAUCUCGGUGACGGGCACGAAGUUGCUGACCAAGACCAAGCAGCCUCAGGACCUCAGUGGCUGGCGACGCAGCCACCGUCCAUCCAUUCGCGAUAUCAGCAUCAUCGACGAGGAGGAGGAGCGCGAGGAUCCCGAGAUACCCGAGGACAAGGAGACGCACGACAACACGCUCAACAACGCCCACAUCCCCAGCAUUUCCUACACAUACAACACAUAGUCCCGCUUCCGAUUCGCUCCACUUGUUGUGUCAAGAAUAAUGUUGGUUGUUUUCUUAUUGUACACUAGAUUAAGCGGAUUCUGCAUUCCGAAUAAAUGAGUAAGUUAAUGAAC